Prunus armeniaca (apricot) is the source of this 1254-nucleotide messenger RNA. The record is from the annotation of a GenBank genome assembly. NCBI's taxonomy places the organism in Eukaryota, Viridiplantae, Streptophyta, Magnoliopsida, Rosales, Rosaceae.
AUGCCCCGAUGCCAGCAUGCCUUCGAUGAGUUGAAGAUGGCACUUAUGGAGGAACUCGUGUUGAGACUUCCUAAUCUUAGCAAACCGUUUGAGGAUGGACACCCAUUGGCUUUUGAGAGUCGGAAGCUCAAUGACACAGAGCAGAGGUAUACCGUUCAAGAGAAGGAGAUGACAGCCGUAGUGCAUUGCUUGCGGACUUGGAGGCACUACUUGUUAGGUUCUCAGUUCGUGGCUAGGUGGCAAGACUUCUUGGCAGAGUUCGACUACAAACUGGAGUACAAGCAAGGGAAGACGAAUGUCGUUGCCGAUGCCCUAAGCAGGAAGGCCGCACUUGCAGCUGUUGUACAACCCCAGAGUUCUCUCAUGCAGAGGAUACGAGAGGGCUUGUUGCAUGAUCCCCAAGCUAAAAGUCUGUUGGAGUUUGUUAAAGAUGGGAAGACAAUGAGAUUUUGGCUCGACGAUGGCAUUCUUUAUGCAACAGGGAAGAGGAUCUAUGUUCCAAGGUGGGACAAUCUGAGGCGAGAGCUACUGAAGGAGUGUCAUGACUCGAAAUGGGUGGGACAUCCAGGCACUCAUCGGACGUUAGCCUUGAUGAGUGAAGCUUACUAUUGGCCACAGAUGCAGAAGGAUGUAGACUCGUUCGUGCGGACUUGCCUUGUAUGCCAACAAGACAAGACAUUGCAGAAGCAGCCCGGUGGGUUGCUACAGCCACUUCCUAUUCCAGCCAGACCAUGGGAGAGUUUGUCCGUGGACUUCAUUGUGAGUCUACCCAAGUCAGAAAGGUUUGGCUCAAUUUUGAUGGUGGUCGACAGGUUCACUAAGUAUGCUACCUUCAUCCCUGCACCAGCGGACUGCAAUGCGGAGGAAGCUGCAUGCUUGUUUUUGAAGCAUGUGGUGAAGUAUUGGGGAAUUCCCAAGAGUAUUAUCAGUGAUCGCGACACUCAUUUUACUGGUAAACUUUGGACGGAGCUCUUCAGGCUACUUAGGUCACAGUUGAACUUCUCUACCAGCUUUCACCCACAGACAGAUGGUCAGACGGAACGGGUGAAUGCAUUGUUGGAGCUAUACUUGAGGCACUAUGUGAGUGCCAACCAGCGAGAUUGGGCAACGUUGUUGGAUGUUGCUCAGUUCUCAUACAACUUGCAGCGGUCGGAGUCAACAGGGUCAAGUCUUUUCGAGUUGGCAACAGGACAACAACCUAUGACAACAACCUAUGACACCAAACACAGUGGUGUCAGGCUACACGGGGAGUAG